This is a messenger RNA of Botrytis cinerea B05.10, 1357 nucleotides long. RefSeq lists its product as hypothetical. The coding region runs from base 150 to 1064 and encodes 304 amino acids. Gene Ontology annotation, molecular function: oxidoreductase activity. The transcript has 3 exons. The record is from RefSeq and is a predicted model, not a curated record. Gene Ontology annotation, cellular component: cytosol. Lineage: Eukaryota; Fungi; Ascomycota; Leotiomycetes; Helotiales; Sclerotiniaceae.
GGUCUAUAAGAUGUAGUCAAAAUCACCUUCUCAUGCAAAUCAGCAUAUAAAGACCCCGUUCGCCGUAAAGAAAGUCAGCAUUCAUCCGCAACCAGUCUUCUUGAAUUAUUCUCUUUCCAAGUCAUCCAUCCAUUCUUCGAAUAUUCAACAUGGGUGAUAUUGAACAGAUCAAACCUGUCGAUCUGAGCCUUUCAGAUAUAGUGAAGACAUAUCACAAUUCUUCUUACGCCGCCAUAUCACCUUUUCGCCCCGAGUUGAGCCAAGCCGGAAGAACAGUUCUAAUUACUGGAGCAUCCGCUGGAAUAGGAUUUUCCAUCGCCAGAGCAUAUGCCUCAGCCUCAGCCUCUAGAGUGAUCCUCAUAGGUCGCCGUAAAGAUGUUGUCCACAGUUCCGCUUCCAGGCUAUCAGAGGAGUUCAAAAAUACAAAGUUUGAUGCACGUGUCUGCGAUGUUGGCAAUGUAGCCCAAUCUGCAGCUCUCUGGCUCGACCUGCAAGCUGAUGGCGUUUUUGUCGAUGUCCUCGUGCUGAACGCAGCGAAGUUCGGAGGCCAAGAGUCGAUCUUAAAUGCGGGCGUUGAGAACAUUUGGUCGCAGUAUGAAACCAACGUGAGGUCGCUCUUACAAUUCACCCAGCAGAUGUAUAAACAAAAGGGCCACGAGGGCAGGAAAAAGUAUCUCGUUUAUGUCUCCACGGCCGCAAUCCAUGAUGAAUCUGUUGCAGCGUUCUUGCCAACCUAUUCUCUCAGCAAAGCGGCUGGCCAUUAUCUGAUGCAGAAGAUAGCUGUUGAGGUUGACCAAAAGGAAUUACAGAUCGUCAGCUUCCAUCCCGGAUCAAUUCUCUCUGAGACGAGCAGAACUGCUGGUCUUGACGAGAACUCGUUCUCUUGGGACGAUGAUGAUCUACCUGGACAUUUCGCUGUCUGGGCAGCGAGUUCCGAAGCUGCAUUUUUACACGGUCGAUUUGCCUGGGCAGCUUGGGACGUGAAUGAGAUGCAGUCUGGAGAAGUCAAGAAACGCACUGAGACAGAUGCAAAUUUUCUCACUCUCAAGCUUGUAGGGCUAUGAAAUUUGUGUAUGCCUCUUAAAUAGAGGCGGAUCUCCGUGAGAGGGCAUUGAUGUUCAACCUAUAGUGAUAGAAUCAAUAUUUUGCAUAGAAGAAAUCUCAUACAAAACCUUAUUAUAUAUAUUAUGUCACAGAAUGACAUUGACUCCAGCUUGUUUCCUGUUCAUACUAUGUACCCGAGAGUAAGAUAGAAGUUCUAGUUCUAACUCCUAAUCUUUGGGUUUAUCAUCCGGCGACAAGGCUUCUGAAUACUCCCAGAAGUGAUCUCGGGAUAGAUAAAGAAAGAAAGAUAAUA